Molecule: messenger RNA, 441 nt
Organism: Dreissena polymorpha
Lineage: Eukaryota; Metazoa; Mollusca; Bivalvia; Myida; Dreissenidae
Exons: 3
Coding region: 23-403 (126 amino acids)
Source: RefSeq, a predicted model, not a curated record
AUUUCGAGUAAAAAUAUUGAAAAUGGCACUGACUUGCUCUGUGAAAGGUUGCUCAAACGGCGGUUAUUGGCUUAAGAAGUGGAAAUAUCAGUUUUGUGACAGAUGCGGAUGUUUGCACAAAGAGAAGACGUGUGCAUGUGAACAACCUUUCAGGCUGUACCCUUUCCCUACCCGCAAGACCAAUCCUGAGGCGCGUGACAAAUGGCUGCAUAUUGUUGGGCGGCGUGUAGGCAACAAAACUUGGUCUCCAUCAAAGGACAGUAGACUGUGCUCGAGACAUUUUCGUGAUGGAAAACCAACAGCAGUUAAUCCCCUACCGUGUCUUGAUAUGGGUUAUGCGGAUGCUGAAUGUAGAGUUCAGAGGAUGUCUAGAUUUGAAGCAACCAACCGAAUCGACAGAUGAAAGUCAAAUCAGUCGUUUUGAAAGAGACUUUGGUAGAA